Molecule: messenger RNA, 4729 nt
Organism: Nothobranchius furzeri (turquoise killifish)
Lineage: Eukaryota; Metazoa; Chordata; Actinopteri; Cyprinodontiformes; Nothobranchiidae
Gene: reep6
Product: receptor accessory protein 6
Source: RefSeq, a predicted model, not a curated record
AUGGGACUGCUGGGUGUUCUCACCUCCAUCAAGGACCGAGCAGAAAAGUUUCUGAACGAGAAGAACGUGGUGACGGAUUUUCUGGGGAAGGUGGAGGAAAAGACGGGGAUCAAGAAAAAGGUCCUGGCUGUGGGUGCCGUCUCACUGACUGGACUCUACCUGGUGUACGGAUAUGGUGCCUCACUUCUCUGCAAUCUUAUCGGCUUCGCCUAUCCGGCCUAUUACUCAAUCAAAGCCAUUGAAAGUCCGUGCAAAGAAGAUGACACAAAGUGGCUGACUUACUGGGUGGUGUACGGCGUCUUCAGCCUGGGAGAGUUCUUCUCUGAUAUUUUCCUCUACUGGUUCCCAUUUUAUUACGCCUUUAAGUGUUUGUUCCUGCUGUGGUGCAUGGCCCCAGUGUCUUGGAACGGCUCCCAGAUCAUUUACAACAAAGUGGUUCGUCCCGCCUUCCUUCGUCACGAGGCCGCAGUGGACAACAUGGUCAGUGAUCUCAGUGGGAAGGCCAUGAGCGCAGCUGAGAAUCUCACCAGAGAAGUUCUUUCAACGCUGGUGAAGAAUAAAGCUCUGGUGACGCCAGCACCGCCGGUCCCUCAGCCUGAAACUAAGAGUUUACCAAGUUCUUCCAUACAAGCACCAAAAGCUGCUCCGUCAGAGCUGAGAGAAAACGAUAAAAGACUUUUCCUGGGUUAACUAGUUUGUCACUUCGAUGACAUCGGAGAAGUGAGAGGAGGAAGCUCAGUGAGGAGGAAGAGGGGAGGAGUUUUCUCUUCAGGCUGCAGCAUUCCGACUGGAAGAACGCCUCACGCUGAAGAGACUGAUUCCUGUGUGUCGUAUUUCUCAGAUUCUCUUUGUUUAUUUGUGUUUGUGUGUUUUUAGAUGCGAGACUUGAUCAGCACGAGCUCAGAGUCACCUCACCGCUGAUUGGUAGCUGAAUGUUUCCCGUUUUCCACAACGGUCAAAUUAAACUCUGUCACUGAAGUUUUCCACAAGUUCCAACUUUGUGGAAACCAUGGCCAUAAUUUUCACUUUAGAAGUGUGUGUGUGUGUGUGUGUGUGGGGGGGGGGGGGGGGGGGGGAUCUUUACAGUAUGUUCUAAUGGGAAACAGGCUUCAACACAAACAGUUGUUUUCCACUUGGUCCUUGAGCUCAACCAAUGUCAGUUUAAUAUAGCGUAAUAUUGGGUUUGGAUGGUCAAAAGUGCAGGGGUCAACACUUGACUUUGGAAAUAGUCAAAAUUACGCCCAUGGUGGAAACACUCUAGAAAGUUCAAUUUCCUCUGAUGAAAAGUGAGCCGAGGCACCGAAAGCUGCUGAGAUGUUUUAUUUCACCUGCAGAAAUCUUGUUUUCUGAUAAACAAAGAUUCUGGGUAAUCCAACCGUCAUGAGUGUUUCAUUUCAACACAUAAGUGGUAAAUGGACUGUAUUUGAUAUAGCGCCUUCUAGAGUCCUGGAACCCCCCAAGGCGCUUUACAACACAAUCAGUCAUUCACCCAUUCACACACACAUUCACACACUGGUGGGGAUGAGCUACGAUGUAGCCACAGCUGCCCUGGGGCGCACUGACAGAGUCGAGGCUGCCGAGCACUGGCGCCACCGGUCCCUCCGACCACCACCAGCAGGCAACGUGGGUUAAGUGUCUUGCUCAAGGACACAACGACAGCAACAGACUGAGCGGGGCUCGAACCUGCAACCUUCCGAUUACGGGGCGAGCACUUAACUCCUGUGCCACCGUCGCCCCACACAUAAAUGAUUUUCCCUGUAAGGGUUUCUGUCUGAAGAGGACAUCGACUUAUUUUACUAUAAUAUUGUCCUCUGUGGCUGCACGGUGGUUAGAAGGUCCUGGGUUCACGCUCCGGCCUGGGGUCUUUCUGCAUGCAUGGCUUAAGUUAUAAAUGACCCGCACUUGUAUAGCGCCUCUCAGAAUAAGGACUCCACAGCACUUUACACUACAGUGUAUCAUUCAUCCAUUCACACACAUCUGGAGUCCAUUGGGCUGUAUUUGUAUAGCGCCUUCUGAGAGUUCUAAAAGCCCCCAAGGCGCUUCACAAUCAGUCAUGAGCUACGGUGUAGCCACAGCUGCCCUGGGGCACACUGACAAAGGCGAGGCUGCCGAGCACAGGCGCCACCGGUCCCUCCGACCACCACCAGCAGAAUUCUCGUUCUGGAGCCGGGAUCGAACCUGCAACCUUCCGAUUACUGGACAACCCGCUCAACCUGUUGAGCUACUGCUACUCGGGUUCUCUCCGGGUGUCCCGGCUUCAUCUCACAGUCUCUCUAAAUUGUCCUUAAGUGUGUGUGUAAGUGUGUGCGUGCGCCCCAGGGCAGCUGUGGCUACAUCGUAGCUCAUCACCAUUAGUGUGUGAAUGGAUGAAUGAUACACUGUAGUGUAAAGCGCUUUGGAGUCCUUACUCUGAAAGGCACUGUACAAGUGCAGGUCAUUUAUCAUUUGACUGCUGGAGAUAGGCAGCCGUGCCCCCGCGACCCUGCGUGGACACGCGGGUUCAUAUAAUGGAUGGAUUGUAUUCUGUUCAAAUAGUUUGAAGUAACACUAAACAGUUUCCUGCUCCUCUGCCCUACUGCAGCAGCCUGCUGUAGCUAGCGCUAACAGCACGCUAACAAUAACUUGAGCAAGCUCUGAUAUUAAAUAAGCCACAAAUUAAAAAAUUUACAUUGUUGGACAAAUAAUGUUUUUACUUAGAUGUCCAGUAGCAACAAGGCCAGGUCACCAUCAGUCCAUGAUUUCAUAGCCUCCUUCAGCUACCUCAAGUAGGGCUUAUGAUUAUGUCAUCAUCACUGACGCAGCCGCCAUGUUGGCAGCCUCCAAGUCCUUACUUGUUGCUUCUGACAACAGCGCGCUCAGUCUCGUUCACGCUACUCCAUUUAAUGUAUUAUGACUUUUACAUCUUUUGUGCGUUCUUGCUGUGUUUGUCUUCAAAUUCCAUUUUUGGUUAUUUUUUAAACACGGAUAAGGUUUUUUUUCUCCUUGCUGACGUUUCGUUUGCGGCUGCAAACUUCUCAGAGCUGACGCUGAUGGUGGCGUCACUUCCUACUCCGUUUAUCUGCGGGCAGCAGAGGACGUUGUCGCCCUCUGCUGCCCGCUCUCCGAUGAUGCAGUCCCAUGCACGAUCCAACACAGAACAACAGAAAUACAAAAGAUGGAUAAAGGAAGCUAUAGAGAUGAGGAAACGGUGAUAUGGGACGAUGAACAGAGACGAUGGGGUCUACACAUUGGAUCAAGGUCCUGGUUCUGGUCUAUAGGGCCUUACAUGGACAAGCACCAUCUUACAUUGGUGAUCUUCUUAGUCCCUACACCCCCAGCAGGUCCCUGAGGUCCAGUGAUCAAAGCCUACUGGUUGUGCAGCACCAGGCUAAAGGUCAAAGGUGACAGAUCAUCUGCUGCUGUGGCCCCCAGACUCUGGACCUCUCUCCCCCUGAGCCUGAGAUCAGUGGACUCAGUGGUCUCCUUUAAAAAGCAGCUGAAGACUCACUUGUCCAAGCUGGCUUUUGUAUGACCUUCUUCACCUCUCUCUCUUUAUUCUGCUCUCCCCACCUAUUCCACCUUCCUCAGGAUCCACUGGUUUCCCUCUUUCCUGUUCACUCUCUCUCUUUCUUAACAUUUUUUAAUCACAGUUGUCUGUUUUUGCUCAUUUUAAAUGUAUUUUAAACAUUUUCUAAAUGCUUUUUCAUAUUUUUACUUUUUUUUUGUUUUCGUGAAGCGCCUCGUGAUUUUUAUCUUGAGAGGCGCUAUAGAAAUGAUAUUUUCUUCUUCUUCAAUCCAAAGACGUGUUUAUCUGGUGUAAUCUCAGCUCCUCCAGCAGAGGGUGCUGCUGUUUUCAACUAAAAUCCACAGAAAAUAAACCAAAACUUUCUCUCACAUGUUCCUUUGUCGCUAUUAGCAUGCAUUUAUUUAAGCUUGGCUCUCUCGUUCUCUUCCACCUUAGGGGGUGUCACCCACCUUGACCUUGAGGCUUCCAGUCCAUACUCUGCACAGAUGUUCCUUGGUUGUGGCAUUCCAUGGAAGCUUUCCCUGCCAGCAUCUCACACCCUGCAGUUAUGUGGCGGACUGUCUCAGGGGCCUCUUUGCAUAACCUACACCUUGGGUCUUGUCUGGUGUGGUAGAUCUUGGCCUCUGUUGCUCUGUUCAGGGCCUGCUCCUGUGCAGCCAGUUAUCUGUCGGUGGUACAUCCCAUGUAGGGGUUAUUCCUCCCAUGAUGGUAUCUCCAGCAUCUCCUCCUCUGUUCACCAUUGUCUGAGACAUUCACUGAGCACGUCAUCUGUGGGAACCUUAUCCUUGAUGUACUUAUGGAUCUUGGAUGUUUCGUCCUGGACAGUGGUUCUCACACUCACUAGUCCUCAGCCACCUUCCUAACGGCAAUUGUACAGUAUCAGGGUGCUGGGUUUGGGAUGGAUCCCUCCAUGCAUGGCUAGGAGCUACUGUGUCUUAACAUCUGCGGUCUGCAUUUCUUCCUUUGGUCAGCUGGGUUUUUGGCUGUGGCUCCUUUCCUUCCAGCUUCAUCGAGGUUGCCAUUUGCUUGUGGGAUACUGAGGUACUUGUAGCUGUCCUCAACGUCUGCUAUUGUUCCUUCUUGGAGGGAGACCUCUUCUGAGUGGACCACCUUACCUUUCGUCACCGUCCGACCACACUUCUCAAGUCUGAAUGACAUUCCGAUAUCAGUGCUGUAGAUCUUCUUGGUAUGUGUGUGUGUGUGUGUGUGUGUGUGUGUGUGUGU